Molecule: messenger RNA, 627 nt
Organism: Nicotiana tabacum (common tobacco)
Lineage: Eukaryota; Viridiplantae; Streptophyta; Magnoliopsida; Solanales; Solanaceae
Source: RefSeq, a predicted model, not a curated record
AUGGGAUGCAAGAGGGGUAAGAAUAAGGUAGGUAUCUUGAUUGACAGGGAUCUUAAGGAGCUAGUGGUAGAAGUUAGAAGGGUGACCGAUAGGUUGAUGGCUAUUAAGCUGGUUGUGGGAGGGUCUACUUUAAAUGUGAUUAGUGCUUACGCGCCCCAAGUGGGUUUGGAUGAGGAGAUUAAGAGGCGCUUAUGGGAAGAACUAGAUGGGUUGGUCUGUGGCAUUCCGCACACUGAGAAGUUAUUCAUAGGAGGUGACUUUAAUGGUCAGAUUGGGGAAACAUCUAGGGGUUAUAACGGUGUGCAUGGCGGCUUUGGAUUUUGUGUUAAGAACGGAGAAGGUACUUCAUUGUUGGACUCUGCUAAAGCCUUGUAUUUGGUGAUGGACAACUCGUGUUUUCCGAAAAGAGAGGUGCACUUGGUUAUAUUCCAGAGUUUGUUGGCAAAGACUCAAAUUGAUUAUCUACUCCCCCAGAAGUGCGAUAGGCGUCUGUUCAUGGAUUGCAAGGUUAUAGCAAGGGAGAAUUUCAUGCCUCAGCAUAGGUUAUUUGUGAUGGACUCAGAGAUCGUGAGGAAGAGGAAGAAGAGGGUCAUGUAUGGUCAACCCAGGAUUAGGUGGGUGCUUUGA